GCGUUUGCCGAUUUUCGGUCUGUGAAUGCAAAUUAUAAUACCAUGAAAACAACUCAUAUGUGAUAGUAUUAUGCAUGGCGGAAUUGCGUUGUUGAGCUUUGAUGCACAUAGUGACAUUAAUUAAUGGACGAAAGAUGGGACUUUUUUCGAGGAGCAUGAAGAGGAAACACCCAAAGAUAUAUCACUCAAGGCUAAGAGUAACGCAUUCAAUUAGAGUCAAAGGCUGUUGAAAAGGCAGCACGGUGUGGACAUGCCUCCAGCAUCAGCAGCACACAGAAUAGCCCCACAUCCAGACAGAGGUUUAGGUUUAAGUUUGCUGCUGGGAAAUGACUAUGAAAGGAAGAAGAAACAACUUCAACAGGAGCUUCAACUGGAAUACAAACAUUAUGCUGCCAAGAUAAAGAAUCGGAAAACUAGUGAACCUCAAGCCCAGGGUCUCUCCCUACCUAUUGAGGAGAAGAUAUCGGUUCAGGAAAAACUGAGAGAGGAGAGAAAAAAAGAAUACAACCUCUUCCUACAAGAAAAAGCUCAAAUCGUAAGGUUUAGGAGGGGAACAACUCCUUUAACUUCAAAGCCCGGACAGGCUCAAGCUUCAGAUGCUGUCUACAUUUCUUCUCCAGCUUCUCCUCUGCCCAUCCUCAACAUCCAUACGAAUGUCCGUCCUCCUCCCAGGGAGCACCCUGCCUCCAGGAGAGAUGCUGCCACUCUGACUGAGGCAGUGGAGAAUGGAGAAAGCACAGGGACUCGGGAUCCAGGCCAUCGGAGGCGAAGGCGUUGGCAAUUUCCCAAACCAAAAGAGCCCUAUAGCUCUGAGGAAGAACCAAUCACAGACCAAGAGGAAGAGCUGGAGUUUAGACACAGGAGGCGACAAGAUGGACACACUCUAGAGCCAGAGUACAAAGAGGGGAGGAGAACCAGAGAACGCAAAGCUAACAGCAGAGCUCCUCAGGGCAUGAAGAAGAUGGAGGCCCCUGGUGUUCGUGAUCAGAACAACAAUGAAUGGGUUUGGAAGUCAAAGGAGCACCCUGCCUCCAGGAGAGAUGCUGGCCCUCUGACUGAGGCAGUGGAUAAUGGAGAAAGCACAGGGACUCGGGGUCCAGGCCAUCGGAGGCGAAGGCAACUCCCCAACCCAAAAGAGCCCUAUAGCUCUGAGGAGGAGUCAAUCACAGGCAAAGAGGAAGAGUUGGAGUUUAGACACAGGAGGCGACAAGAUGGACACACUCGAGAGCCAGAGUACAAAGAGGGGAGGAGAACCAGAGAACGCAAAGCUAACAGCAGAGCCCCUCAUGGCAUGAAGAAGAUGGAGGCCGCUGGUGUUCAUGGUCAGAACAGCGAAUGGGGGUGGAAGUCAGAUCUGCAAAUGCCAGACAGCAUGAGAAUGUCUGCAAGAUCCAGAUCUGCUACCAGCAAGAAUACAGCCGGGUUUGGGACGGGACUAAUGAUCGGAGCAGCAGAAGAGCACGCAGUCUCUCAGAUGAGGAAAGAAAAGUACAAACAAGAGCUGCUGGAACAAAUUGCUGAACAGCAGAGAAACAAGAUCAGGGAGAAGCAACUUGAGCGGAGGGUUGCCCCCACUGGAGCCACAGGCCCUGGGAAACAGCCUGACCGACGAAAGCAGUUUGGGGCUUUAAAUGGUCAAUAUGACAGCUGGAGACGAGGCGUCUCACAAGAGGACACGGAACAGAGAGGCCCCCCAGGGAGGACUCAUGUGGACUCCAGGACAGCGCUCAGUCCGCUGACAGAGAAGACAGCGCCGGGAUCUGGAACAAGAGCAGCGCACGGUGUCCCCUCUCUCCACUAUUUGGACGAGGACUACCACAGGGCCUCCUCAAGCUUGCUGGCACAAGUGGCCAACCCAAGGAUUGAUGGUGUUCCUCCCACUUUAACUCAUCACUACAAGACUCCGUAUGAUGCAGCUUACAACUACUAUGGGAACAGGAAUCCAUUAGAUCUUAAUCUUCCUUACAAUCAGAAUCUGCCUGGAGGGAUGCCUCCAUCUGGGGAUUUCCACAGCCAUCCUCAAAGUCCACCUACUUUCAGACCCAGGGGCCACACGGAAAGAGGGCCCUCACGGCAAAAUAACGCCGUGUUGGCCCCCUCACUGUCUGCUUGUAGAGCGACCGACCAGCAUAGUGCGUCUCCCCUGGAUGGCGGAGAGCUUCCUGCAGACAAGUCCCAGCAGAAGAGAGAGAAGGCCAUGAGCUACCAGAAAGCACUCAGGCAGCAGAUCACAGAAAAAGAAGAGCGUAAAAGAAGAGAGAAAGAAGAGAUGGAGCGAUAUGAUGUAAAGCUAGAGGCUGAUAUGAUGGCAUACAACCCCUGGGGGAGAAGUGGAGGAGGUGCUUCAAUUAAAGACGAAAACGGCAACCUUGUUAGUGACUUGAAUCAAAUGCACAAGACCAACGAGGAGUCAUAUCGGAAUCCUGUGUCCAGGAAAAGUGGACUGACGCAGCGCUUUACGAUGACUGACGCACACACUCCUGACGUUGAAGGCAGGGCCCCCCUUUCCCAUCAACUACCAGGUUUCAAUGAGAAGCCAAUUCCACAGCAGCUCCACGUGCAGGACAGAUACCAAGAAGACCUGAAACGACAGAUAGAGGGCAACAAGCAAAAGCAGAAAGAGGAGAUGGAACGACUGAGGAUUGAGGAGGAGAAAGAAGAGAAGAGGCUGGUGGACCAGAGGGCGUGCAUUCAGCGAGAAUAUGAAAAGGAGCAAAGAAAGCAAAAGGAGAUGCAGCAUAUACAGGAAAAAGCAGGUUGGAUCCAGGAAUCUAAAACUCCACACAAGCAAGAGGAAAAGAGGGUGAGAAAGGAAGAGGAGAGUGAGAAGAAGCUACCUGAGAGCGACAGAGACAGAGAGGAGGAAAAGGAGCAUUUGAGUUUCGAGCAGAGAGAGCCAUCUCCUCCCAUCCCAACCAUGCAGAGGAAGCAGGCGGCUUUUGUGGCAUCCAGACCUUCGUCUGUUGAGAGCCAACUCACCGACAGGACUGGGCGCUCUGUGUCAGCACCACAUUCUCCACCAGUCCCUGAGAAAAUCUCCCCUCCACAAGACGGUCAGCAGGAAGUAAUCAGAGAGCUGUCAGCCCUCCGUAAGUAUCUGAGAAAUGAGCAGAGACAACUGGAGGUUCAACUCGGCCAGACAGAUCUUCAGGAGAGUCACUUCACGCCCUCCAACAGACCCAGAGGACGACCCAGAGACGCCUUUGAAUCAAUGCACAAGCAAGCUGUGCAGCCAUCAACCAGGGGCCCCUUCUCUGGGGCUGUAGGUGUGCACAAUAUCAGGGAGUUCGUCAAGCUUAAGUACAGAGACACGGCGUCUCGUGAGGAGGUCCGUCACAUGUACCCGGACCCUCCCACUGACGAACAAAGUCUGGACAUCCAACAGCGGGCACUUCUUCGUGAACAACAACGCAAAAUGCGACUAAUGAAGAGCGAGGAGGAGCAAGAUGUUUUGGAACAGCCACUGAGCCACCAUCAUUCUAGGAACAAACCUGGACGCUCCACCCACAGAGACUCCACACUGCCAUCUGAGGCCGCUUUUAUUGAUGUUUACAGCGGUGAUGCAAGUGGAGGGCCGGUUCAUCAACAGAGACGCCGUCAGCCCUCAGCAGAGCGUCACGAGAGAACAACCUCACGGAGGAGACAUGACUAUGAUUGGGACCGUAGCAACCAGCCAGAUGCUCAGUCUGUGCAGUCAGAGACGAGUCCGCACCUUGAAUCCAACGUGAGGGACCACAACCAGCACCGCCUCACGAGACGAGACCCUGGUGAUCAGAACGGCAGAUCAGAGGGGCCGUCUGAGGAUGAAGUGGAUGUCUCGUCGCUACGCUCUGCCUUGGAGAGGCGUGUCUCCAUGGAGACCGUUGCCACAGAGGCGUGGCUGCGGCCCGGCACGUCGGAUACUGUAAAAUGCGGCGGCGGUAUGGAGAGAGCAAACAGUGGGAUGGAUGCUCCGCCCUGGCUGACACACCGCGUCUCAUAGUCCCAUUAGCUCCCAUUAGCUCCAAACCAGUAAGGAUUGCUCCCUUUAGCAUGAAAAGUGCACUUUUGAACCUGUAAUAGAUUGUAGUCCAUAAAUGUUUUGGAUGAUGCCGAUCUGUGAAUAGAACAUGAGCACACACGUGUGUUAAUGUAGAAAUUUCUUUAGAAAUGAGUUUAUUUUAUUAUAAAAUGUUACUUGUGUCCUGGUUGGUCGUUAAUGGAGAAAAACAAACAGCGAGCAGUUCUGUCAUUUAGAAGUCAGUGAUUCAGCAUUUCAAAUCAACCAAGUUCAAAAACUUUAUUGACCUAGAACCUGAUUAGAAUGCCAGAUGAUGUUUUGUACAGAAAGUUGUACAUAAUCUUUUUUGCAACAUAGAAAACUUUACAUUGCUGUAUCAUAUACAUUUAGUUUUCUACAUCCAUGAGCAGGAAUGCAUCCCAUUCAUACUUAAAGCACAGCUAACAUUUGUCAUUUUCUCUUUACAUAUACCUUUCCCGCAAAUCAAAGAAAAAAACCCAUCAAAUAUAUUAUUAACUUUUGAUUUUGUACACGAGUGAAAACUAAACUCAAACAACAAAACAGACUAGUGACUCUAAAGCAGCUAGCAUCGGGGUUCUCUCUUAUCCUCCAGUUCCAGAAGCCCAGUUAUCAUCUCUCUGAUAAAAACCUAAGAACAUAUAAAAUGGAAUAAUUUAACCUUUCACUUUCCAUGUUCAUGUUCAAUUACCAAUUUUACAAUAUAGGACAAUCCGCGGGAGAUGGUACAGUCAAAUAAAUUAUCACAAAAGUAAAAUCUCCAGUGCAUUCAAAAAAGAGAUCAAGUGCAGCAAAUCCAGAGG
Pseudoliparis swirei is the source of this 4821-nucleotide messenger RNA. RefSeq names its product centrosome and spindle pole-associated protein 1. The transcript is spliced from 31 exons. Bases 251 to 3982 code for a protein of 1243 amino acids. Gene Ontology annotation, cellular component: spindle pole; centrosome; microtubule. Lineage: Eukaryota; Metazoa; Chordata; Actinopteri; Perciformes; Liparidae. The record is from RefSeq and is a predicted model, not a curated record. Gene Ontology annotation, biological process: positive regulation of cytokinesis.